CUAAGCACUUUAAGCCUUGUUCUAAUGAUUAUUUAUUCUUAACCAGAAAAGGAAGUAAAUUAAAGGAUGUCCAGGUGCGAACUAUUAUCAAAAGAAAGGUUGAAAGGGCAGGAAUUAUUAAGGCUAUUACUCCCCAUACUUUUAGGAGGAGUUUAGCUACUAACCUUUAUAAUAAAGGCGGGAAGUUAGAGACUAUUCAAAAGCAGUUGGGGCAUAGUAAUAUUCAAACAACCCUGGGCUAUAUUCACAAUGAUUUUAAUACUUUGUAUAAGGAUUAUACCUUAGACCCCUCGGGCACCGGAACUACCGGAAUUUGUUUAAUUAACGGCUCCCAAAUAACCUUUAAAGAAUUCAAAA
This is a messenger RNA of Funneliformis geosporum, 357 nucleotides long. Lineage: Eukaryota; Fungi; Glomeromycota; Glomeromycetes; Glomerales; Glomeraceae. The record is from the annotation of a GenBank genome assembly.